Archocentrus centrarchus (flier cichlid) is the source of this 4368-nucleotide messenger RNA. It is a transcript of the gene pho, whose product is annotated as phoenix. Bases 130 to 3180 code for a protein of 1016 amino acids. The record is from RefSeq and is a predicted model, not a curated record. The transcript has 5 exons. Lineage: Eukaryota; Metazoa; Chordata; Actinopteri; Cichliformes; Cichlidae.
GGUCGAGCCAAGCCACAUGUGGAGUGUUUGUGUGUUUUGGUGCUUCAUCGUGUCGUUUUUACGCAUCCUUCGCUCCGUUAGCCGCCGCGCUGACACUGAGCUGAUCGCUAACUUCCGCUAAGCUACACGAUGCCCAAAGUGCGCCAGACCAAAGAGUGGACUAAAUCAGAUGCUCUUGCCGAAGUUACUGCCGCGGACCCAUGCGACUUUGUGCUGGAAACGUCCCCUCCUGAUUUUGUGGAGAAAAUAUCGCAGCUCCUUGGGUCUUCUUCUGUGGUGCAGACCGGACGGGAUGGAGCCGCUGCAAACCCCGCUGACACAGACAGUGACUCGGCGGACAGCCUGUUCAUCACUCAGAAACCUGUACCCGAGGCCGUGAGGUCAGGAAGACGGCGGCCCCACAGCGCAAGUUCAGGUCCCACGUCUCCCAGUUUUCUAGAGGAAAGUGAAGAUGGCAGUUCACAUUCAGCCUCCCGGCAAGAGUCCAGAAGGAAAAAAUCUAAGAAAAAGGUCAAAUUCAAAUUGCCAAAGUACAGUUUCCCGUUCCUCAAAGACAAAACGUUGAAGCUCACGAGCACUGUGUUACCUGAACCACAAAACAUAAGAUUACAUUAUUCUUCAAUGGGAGGCUUCUUUGACUGUAUGAGAAAGCUGCAACAGAGCUAUCAAACAGGAGAGGAUCUGGAGACAAAUUUACCAACACUGGACAUGAACGGCGAGUGCAUACUUCCAAUAUCAGAAGAAGAAGAAGAAGAACCGUUAGAAGACGCAGACAUGAAAGUGGUGGCAAAGAAGCAUUUUGUGGUACCAUCAAAAGUGAAGCGCUCGCAGCCCUGGUACAGUGAGAAGAAGAGAGAUGGUGAAGUGAAACAGCAGAAGACAAGUUGUAUUAAUGCUGCAGGUAAAAUGUCACGAGGAUGGAAGAAGACGUUACAUAAAAUACCAACUAAGAGUCCCUCACUGAGAACUGCACCGUCUCCAAAUUUGGAGAACUCCGAUGAUGAAGAUACUUCGUAUAGAAUUCUGGGAGAGGGGGCGGCGAGUGACAAACAACAGAAAGGUGAAAGAAGCGUUCCUGCUCAAACUGAAACGCCAAAGACAAACAGAAGUCUUAACAGAGAAAAGAAAGACAAUUCUGAGCAAAAAGAAAAGGAGGAUGAGCCGUGUGACAGCAGUGCUCCACUUUGUGAGCAAAGUCCAAAUGAAAGCAUUCAAGAGGGCAGAGAAGCAUCAAUAACUGAGCCUCACGCUGAUGCUUUGAACAGAGAGGGGCUAUCCCAGGCAGGGCAGCAGGACAGUAAGUCUAAAGGGCAACGUUUCUUCCAGAGUGGCACUAAUAACAUUAUUAUAGGCAGUGAAACCAGGGGGAAGAAGAAAAAUGACAAAGAAGACAAUGAAAGUGCAGAAGAAGAUGGUAGCCAGAGUCAGGAGGUGCCAGAAGUUCAGCAUGCCGCACCAUCUAUGAAUGAGGAAAUCACUGAGCUGGAGGAGAGGCCUCAUCUGCCACAGCCCAUCAAUGAGCCAGAGCUCCGUGACAAACGUGUGAUGGAGGAGAGUGACAUCUCUGAUUCACAACAGAAAAAGAAGAAAAGACAGAACGAGUCAUCAGCAGAAGACGUCAGACAGGAGGUGCAUGAACACUUUGACUCUGAUGUGAGGAUCAAUGAGGAUUCUGUGCAUUUAGGGAGCUCUAACAGAGGCAAGAAGAAGAAGAAGAAGAAAAAUGACAAAGAAGAUACUGAAAGGGUAGAAGAAGAAAAAAGCCAGAGUCAGGAGGAGCUGGAGGUUCAGCAUGCUGCAGCAUCUGUGAAUGAGGGAAUCACUGAGGAGGAGGAGAUGCCCGGUCUGUCACAGUCUGCCAGUGAACUGGAGUUUAGUGAAAAGCCUGUGAUGGAGAGUGGCAUUCCUAAUUUGCAACAGAAGAAGAAGAAAAAGAAGAAAAGCAAGAACGAGUCAUCAGCAGAAGACAUCAGAGAGGAGGUGCAUGAACGCUUUGAAUCUGAUGUGAGGAUUGGGGAGGAUUCUGUGGAUUUAGCGAGCUUUAACAGAAGCAAGAAAAAGAAGAAGAAAAACAACAAAGAAGAAAAUCAAAGCGUAGAAGAAGAAAUGAGCCAGAGCCAAGAAGAGCUGGAGGUUCAGCAUGCUGCAGCAUCUGUGAAUGAGAGAAUCACAAAGGUGGUGGAGACUCCCCGUCUGUCACAGAUCGCCAGUGAGCUGAAGCUCAGUGGAAAAACAGGGAUGGAGGAGAGUGACAUCUCUGAUUCAAAACAGAAGAAGAAGAAAAAGAAGAAAAAACAGAAUGAGUCAUCAGCAGAUGACGUCAGACAGGAGGUGCAUGAACACUUUGACUCUGAUGUGAGGAUCAGUGAGGAUUCUGUGCAUUUAGGGAGCUCUAACAGAGGCAAGAAGAAAAAGAAGAAGAAAAAUGACAAAGAAGCUACUGAAAGUGUAGAAGAAGAAAAAAGCCAGAGUCAGGAGGAGCAGGAGGUUCAGCAUGCUGCAGCAUCUGUGAACGAGGGAAUAACUGAGGAGGAGGAGGAGGAGACGGCCGGUCUGUCACAGUCUGCCACUCAGCUGGAGUCUAGUGAAAAGCCUGUGAUGGAGAGUGGCAUUCCUAAUUUGCAACAGAAGAAGAAGAAAAAGAAGAAAAGAAAGAAUGAGUCAUCAGCAGAAAAUAAAAAGCCAGAGAAGAAGAAGAAAAAGACAGAAAGCAAUGAUGAUGAGGAAGAUGUUGAGCAGUUCAAGUGCAACACAGCUCCUGAAUCUCUUCACGAGGAUGUCGAGAUCCUGCCAGAGAAAAUCACCGCGGCGCGAUGCGACGUUUCAGCGUCUGAUUCUGUGGCGGCUGGAAAGCCAGGCAUCAGCACUGGUGGUGAAUCAACAGAAAUGACAGGAUGUUUGGAGGAAUCUAAUGAAAGAGUCAGGAAAAAGAAGAAGAAGAAGAGGAAAAUGUCAGCUGCACAGGAGAGUGUGGAAAAAGAUGAGGAAUUAGAUGUUGAGGAACUAAAUGAAACGUGUGAGGAGGCCCUGGCUGACACAGGGGUGAGGCAGAAAAAGAAACGCAAGAGAAAUGAAACAGGAUCAGGAAGCGCAGCUGAUGCAGGAUUCUCGGAUGAGGCUGUAGUGGUGAAAAAGAAGUUGAAAAAAAAGGAUGGAAGAGGCUCCAGCAGCUGGACGUGAAGAAACGGAAUCAGAAAGUCUGUUCGAACAUGCUCCGCCAUCUUUAGAUACACCUGGAAAUCUGGCAAGAAAUGAAGUGGGAGACGAUAAGAAAAAAGGGAAAUCUGCUAGCAAUGCUUUGUUAUGGGAUAAAGCAAAAUGUUAUGAGCAUUUAAUCCAAACCUCUGAUUAAAAAAGCUAAAGAAAAGACAGCGACCUCUCGCUCCCAUUUUGAACUGCCCUCUUCACACAAACAAGCAAAAGAAUCCGAAGCGGCACCUUCGUAAUCCAAGCGAGGACUUUCUGACAGACUGUUAGUACCGGGAAAGUCGUUCUCACUCGGACACAAGCAGCUCUCAGUGUUGUCAUAGUGACACUGUUAAAGUUAAAUGAAAAUGUGACUGACUGUAUUUUAUUUUGUAUCAACAUAAUUUAUUUUAAUGCCUCUGUGAGUUUUUACUGAUGAGAAAUGUCACAACAAACCAUGACCAUUUAAUAUUUUUUUUUUUUUACAAAAUAAAGGUUCCUGAACACUAAAGUCACAUUAUUUAGAAGAAAAAUGUAAUAAUAAUAAUAAAAAAAAAUGUACUGAAAAUUUUGCAUUACCUUUUGAAUUGUGGUUUAACAGAAUAAUUUUUAAAACAAACUAAUGAAACUUGCCUGGACACAAAUGAAGGUACCUUCAACUUAAUAUUUUGUUGCACAACCUUUUGAUGCAAUCACUGCAAACAGUUGAUUUCUGUAACUCUCAGUGAGACUUCUGCACCUGUUUACAUGUGCUUUGGAGAAACUCCUCCUGAGGAAACGGCUCCAGCUGUCUGAAGUUUGAACGGUGCCUUCUCCAGACUGCAUGAUUCAGCUCCUUCCACCAGUGUACAAUGGCAUCCAGAUCAGGCCCCAGAGGAAGGCCACUUCAGAGUAGUCCAAGGUUUUGUUCUUAGCCAUUUGUGAAUCUUUGGAGCUGUGUGCUUUGGGUCAUUAUCCUGUUGGAGAACUCGUGAUUGCUUUCUGACACUGGGCAGCAUAUUUCACUCCCUUAUUUCACUGCCUUAAUAAUCUCGAGAGUUCGUCGUACCUGCACAGAUUCAAGUCACCCUGUGCCUGUUACAGCAAAGCAGCCCCAGAACAUAACCAAGCUUCCUUCAUGUUUAGAUAUAGAUACUGUUUUUAAAUACUAUUUAAUAAUAAAGUGGAUUUGAUGUUUCUCAA